AAGAGCGCAUGUGACGUGCGCCCGUUCACGAACGAACCGCGCACGCGCUCUCACGACGCGGACCCAACCCAACCAAAACAAUCCACAUUCGGAAAAUAAAUUAUCACACCACCCUCCUUCCGAAUGACAGUGACGUUUCGGGGUGUCAUUGACAGAACACGCUUUUUAGAUUUUUGUUAUGAUUUCGUAAAAAUUUUCAGUGCUUGCAAAUUUUAGUGUUAAAGAAAUAAAGUGACCAUUGACCAGUGAUAUAGUGACAUAAAUAGUGCUUUGGUUAGAUAAAAAGAAUGAGUCCGGGCGCAGCAGGGUAGCGGGAUGAUGCGCAAGGAGAGUGCCGGCUCAACCGGCGGGACUGAGGUAGCCCUGGACGCCACUCAAUGUCUCACCCUCCAGCAGAUCCUUCAAGCCUUCAACUCUCAUAUAAGCGAGGAGCAUGCCUGGGCGCUAUUCUACCAGGCUUCCCGCUGCUUCCAGAAAUGCCUUGACGAAGGGACGGCGUAUUAUUUGCCGACUGAGUUAUCUCAUGUGGUUUUGCAUAAGGAUGGAACCGUGCAUCCAAGGACGCUGUUGCAUACGGGAGAUGACAGCGGCAGAGAAAAAUUCAAAUUAGAGCAUGAGCUGGUUGUGAAUUUGGCCAUCGUGGUGUACCAUGCGCUGGACUACACUCACGGGGAAGACGAGGAGCGGCUCAUGUCGCCCGACCUCGAGAAUCUCAUCACCGAGAUGACGGCUAAUAACGUCGCAGAGGACGAUGAGGAAUGCGCGCUAUCCGAAGGUUCGGAGACUUCAGAGGGAGGUCGGGCGGACACCGACGAUGAAGGCAUUGAGAGGGACUCAGAGCCAGCACCGCGAAGACGAAGAAGCAUCCGGAGGUUCAUGCUCAAGGAUGUUAUUGAGCGAUGCAUAUGGCACUGUGGCGGGAGCGGCGCUCGAAUCGCGCGGGACACCGCUGCGGCGCACUACCGCGCGGUGUGCCGGGCGCUGGUCGCCGAGGCGCUCGAGCUGGCUUCCUUCCUCGCGCGGGUGCGGGUGGGCGGCGCGCGGGACCUGGGCGCUGCCGAGGACUCCGCCAUGCACCUCGACACGCUGCAGUUCUCGGACUGGUCUAACCGAAGGAUUUGGAGGGCUCUACAAGCGCGGUUUUGGGUGCAAGUCAUAGGUGAAUUAAGAAUGGGUGUGAAGUUAAAGAAAGUUAACUAUUCAAGAACGCCUAUCGAAUAUGAGUUGACUCCGUAUGAAAUACUAAUGGACGAUAUUAGGUCGAGGCGGUAUACAUUAAGAAAAGUUGACGGCGCGAUACCUCAAAGUGUUAAAAAGGACGCACACGCUAUGAUACUCGAAUUCAUUAGAAGUAGGCCUCCACUCAGAAAGGCAUCAGAACGUAAGCUACCUCCAAGACGGCGAGAGGUGACUCCAAGGGAACAACUUCUGGCUUCCAUCCAGGUGGGCAGACAGCUCAGGCCUACGCCUUACUCGCGGCGGUUAUCAACGAGCGGGUCAGGCAGCGGUCCGGGUGGUGGGGACCCUCACACACAUACGCAUCCGCAUACGCAUCCACACGCACACACGCGACGCGGUGACGUCACGCCGCACGCGCCACCCCAACGACGUCUUAUCAAAGUCGACUUUGACAACCUUGAGGAUGACGAUGACGACGAUGACACCGAAACCUGCGUCAGCCCGGAAACCUGCGCGCCACAGCCUUUCCCGAGGCACACGGCGCCGCAGCAAACACCACCAAAACCUUGGAAGCGCACCGCAUACGACCUGGCGACCCAAUGUCCGUCGCGGCGUGCAUCAAUGCGACGCCACACCGUCACACACACCGCCUGCCAACCCACCGACGGCGCACAAUCGCUGCCACACUCCAGGCCAGGCUCCAGAGCAUCGUGUGCAGGUGCAGCGUCCCUCGCCAGCAGCGACGCUGACGCCCAGUUGGGUGAGCUGUCCUGGUCACGCUCCUCACUCCAGGACGAGCUCAUCAAGUCGGUUAGUGGCAGCCCUACCCAUCAGCAUAAGCAAUGGCAAGACGCAAUCAUGUCGGACGACCGGCUUUCAUUGACGCUAGAAGAAAUCGUGCACAUCCGGUCCGUAUUGACCAAGGCGGAACUUGAGGUCCUUCCUGUCGAGGGCAGGGUAAAAGAAGAUGUGGAAAAGAGAAGGGUAUGCUUCCUAUGUUUGAAGACACGGUUUGGCAUUUUCGGCCCAUGGGGUCAAAAGUGCAAGCUGUGCAAGAAGACUGUCUGUCAAAAAUGUUGUUCAAAGAUGCGGAUCCCGACGGAGCAUUUUGCUCACGUGCCAGUGGCGCUGCUGAGUCCGUCGCUGCUGCCGUCGCCUGAUGACGAGCAGCAAUCUUUCCCGCGCUCCCUAAUGGCGCGACUGGUCUCACCCGAGCGCAGUGCGACGGUGGAGAACAGCGUGGGGUCUGCCCCAAGCAGUCCGGCUACGACGCGGCGGCACGCGGCAGCCUCCGCACCCGGUUCCCGCGGAGCCUCCGCUAUGGGCUUUGCGGAACCAUUACCUACUGUGCGUGUGGACGGGCCCGGCAGCAUGCCUUGCGUUUCCACACCGCUCUCUUCGCUUUCAACGCUCGAGCGAAGAGCGCGGUACGGUCGCAGCGCAACAGGCGUAUCGGCGGCGGAGCGUCUUCGAGGCGUGCAGAUGGCAGUCUGCCACGACUGCAAGGCCAUGGUACUACAGAUCAUCAAGUCGUCACGCGCCUGUCGCUCUGCCUCACGUGACCGCGCGUUGCGACACCUCACUCUCGACCUCGCGCCCGUCUACACCGCCGACUGUUAACCACACAACACUCUAAGCCGAAGCAGACUUGCG
Messenger RNA from Pararge aegeria (speckled wood butterfly), 2832 nucleotides. RefSeq names its product protein spire (gene spir). Gene Ontology annotation, biological process: Golgi vesicle transport; polar body extrusion after meiotic divisions; actin filament polymerization. The record is from RefSeq and is a predicted model, not a curated record. Gene Ontology annotation, molecular function: actin binding. Gene Ontology annotation, cellular component: cell cortex; cytoplasmic vesicle membrane. The coding region runs from base 316 to 2799 and encodes 827 amino acids. NCBI's taxonomy places the organism in Eukaryota, Metazoa, Arthropoda, Insecta, Lepidoptera, Nymphalidae. The transcript is spliced from 18 exons.